Messenger RNA from Saccostrea cuccullata (small rock oyster), 477 nucleotides. Its product is annotated as helix-loop-helix protein 15-like. Gene Ontology annotation, molecular function: RNA polymerase II cis-regulatory region sequence-specific DNA binding; DNA-binding transcription factor activity, RNA polymerase II-specific; protein dimerization activity. The coding region runs from base 1 to 477 and encodes 158 amino acids. NCBI's taxonomy places the organism in Eukaryota, Metazoa, Mollusca, Bivalvia, Ostreida, Ostreidae. The record is from RefSeq and is a predicted model, not a curated record. The transcript has 2 exons. Gene Ontology annotation, biological process: regulation of transcription by RNA polymerase II.
AUGACAGUCUUCAACAAUAAUGGUUGUGUGGUGUAUUACUGUCUGGGGACCCUCUGUCCGCGAGAAUUAAUGAAAGAUUUUGGAGAAAUAAACUCAAAGAUCUAUUCAGAAUCCUUCAUGGUUGAGGGACCAAUUUCGAUUUUGGAAGAAAGAAAGACAUAUAUGACAGAAAGUGAAACAGAGGAUUCUGUAUUCCUUUAUCAAGAUAUGGGCAUCAAGCACCGAAAGAGUCGAGACCAAGAGAAUCUGACCCUGACCAGGGAGGAGAGGCGCCGGAGACGGCGGGCCACACAGAAAUACCGGACCGCCCACGCCACGAGGGAGCGGGUCAGGGUGGAGGCUUUUAAUUACGCAUUUGCCGACCUUAGGAAAUUACUACCUACCUUACCACCAGAUAAGAAACUGUCUAAAAUAGAAAUUUUGCGAUUAGCAAUUUGUUAUAUAUCAUACCUUAAACAUGUUCUUGAAAUGGCGUAG